AGGUGUAAGAGUCAGCCAUAUUAGGUGGUUGGCGGGUGUGGAGUGCGCGCGCCCUCUCUCGCUCUCUGCUGCCUCGCCCCGGCAACACACGUGUGAGUUUACCUUCUCCUCAACCCCUUUUCUUCUCUUUGACGCCGUUUAUACCUGGUCACCACCAAUAUGUCAGAGGAGCUGCAAGCAGAUUUUGAGGGUGGCGAUUCGGGUGCAUCACAAGUGUAUCCCGCCCAGUGCUCCUCUCUCCGCAAAAAUGGACAUGUUGUGAUUAAGGGCCGUGCUUGUAAAAUUGUGGAAAUGUCAACUUCAAAAACAGGCAAACACGGACAUGCCAAAGUUCAUCUGGUUGGUAUUGACCUCUUCACUGGUAAGAAAUAUGAAGAUAUCUGUCCCUCCACCCACAACAUGGAUGUGCCUGUGGUGAAGCGUGCUGACUACCAGUUGAUCGACAUAUCUGAUGAUGGCUUCUUGUCCCUAAUGAUGGAAUCUGGUGACUUGCGUGACGAUAUUAAAAUUCCCGAGGGUGAUGUAGGUGCUGAGAUAAAAUCCAAGUUCGAAAACGGAGAAGACCUUCUGCUGACAGUUCUUUCGGCAAUGGGCCAGGAAAUGGUGGUUGCCACCAAGCCAAACAUGAAGUAAACUACUCCUUCCAGCUACCACUACUACUACUACUAUUACCACCAUUACCAUCUUCACAACCAACCAUUAUCUCGUUAAAGUAUAUAUUUUUUUCAUAUUAGACAACUGGAAGACGGUUAAUGGUUGACAUCUGUGAUUACUCUACAAUGGGAGUGCAGUAUGUCCUGGAGGAGUUUGGGUUAUCCAUGAAGCAAGAUAGAGUAGUUAAGUGCCCAGCUCUGCCUCAACCAUGAACAUCACUACCCAUUGUGGUCCUCUUAUUUAAAGUACUAAAAUUGCUUUUGGAAUAAGGGGAGAGGAAGGCCUUCACCGUCAUGUUUAACUGGUAUAUGCAUGUUUUUAGAGGUUCUGAACCUUAUUAUUUUACUUUUUUUUUUUAAUCAUUAUUGUUGUUAUUAUUUUGUGGACAAGCAACAUCCCAGUGUGUGUGGGCUGAAUAAUUACCCUUGUGGGUUGGUUUAUUGAUCUGUGACCAAAUGAGGAAUAAAUGGUGUGUUGUUUAUAUGGCGUUUGAUUGUUUAAACAAUCCAAGCUUCAGUGCAGGAGAGCCUUUUCCUUUUUUACUCUAUCAUAUAUUAUGGGCCCAUUACUUGGGUUGGAGGAAAGCUUUUAUCUAACUUGUUUUUGUACUUCAUUAUGCAUAAUUAAUAUGCUGAAUAUUAGAAUAAAAAUUUACAACCAUUCCAGUGUUAAGAUGUUCUUUCAUUCACAUAUCCCCAGGAUUUAGUAUUUGUAAAAUUGAGAAAAAAUAAUAAUUGGCCUUAGUUUGACAGCAGUACAGUAAGCUUGCUUUAUCAAAACUUGGGGAUUUAUCUUGCUGUUAAUAUUCACAAAUUAUGGUAUUAAUCCAUGAAGUAAUAGAUUAUAUAUACCCAAAAUUGUGAUAAUUAAUUUAGAGCUUGCACCAGAGAACUUAACAUAAGUGCCAGGGGUCUAAUUUAGUUCCUGCAUUAUGGGUUUAUAUUGAUAUACUUCGAGUAGAGUCAGGAUUGUAUAGUUCAAUUGUUGGUAGCUUCUUAACCUUGUGUUAUGGCAGAGGGAAAUGUUAACAACCACUCGUGUUGCACAAUUUUGUUUAUCACCGACACUUGACAUGUUUGUUUAAAUGUCUUCGGCUACGUUUUUCUUCUGUUUACGUACCAUCCACAAAGGAGAUUAAAAUUGGUUCUCGGCAUUUCCUUAUUGUGUACAAAUAUAGUUAUCAUGAAAACAUUACUUUUUGAGAAGUUGUUAAUGCAUGAUAAACUCUUAUUACAUGUAUAUUUAGCAAUCCGCUCUAGUUUGCCAUCUGAAAAUAGUAUAUAAAACUUGCAGAAUGCGGUACAUAAAUAUCAGUGCGGGUAAUUGCUCCGUGGCAUUUAAAAGUAUUUUGGCAUUCAUGAAAGUUUUGAUUAGCUCUGAAAUUAACAUGUUUUAACAUGCAUAUGUGAUCACCAUUCAUAUUUAAGCUUUCAUGUGCCAUGAUUUACCUGUAUACAAAUAUUCAUUGUCAGAUAUGCAAGAUCAAAAAAUUUGAAUUUGACUUCAUGCUAUAAUGUACCCUGAAUUGAGUUACAUUUGAUGCUGGGGAGGAAGAGAUGGUUGAGUAGCAUUUUGUUCACUUAGACAUGAGGAAAUAUAGUAGAUAAUUUUUUAUGGGGUUAUUUUUGCCAGUUCGUAAUAAUUUUACUAUUUUAGAGAAAGUAGACAAUUUUUAUCCAUUAAUUUGAAGAUUCCUUAAGUAAUAUUGGUGGGGUAUUGUACUAAGGUAAUGAAAUUCAUAUAUUCUGAAUGUAUAAUUGUAUAAAAGAUUAACUGAAUGUUUUCUUAAAACCUUUGCAAUCAUAUUACAUGCUCAUGUUUUGAUUUAGUGUGGUAUGUGAUGUAAUUUGAGUUCUAAGAGGUUGGUGAACAGAUAAGGAUUGCUAUGUUGUGUUGUAUUGUAAGAAGUGAAUCAUUACUGGAAUGAAUUGCACUACUGUAUGUAGACAUUUGAUAAAUUAAAUAACUAUUGAGUGAAAUACACUCAGGUUUUUUGUUGUAGACUGACCCAAAUGAGAACAUAGUGACUCAACGUAUCAGUUCAUUUGACAAUUUAAAUUGCCAUUUUUUAUUCAAAGGUUUAUAUCCUCUGUACUUUGAGAAACUACAAUUGCAUACUAAGAUUGCUUAAGCUUUAAAAACUUGCUGUUUUUCUCUGGAGUAAAGCAAAAUGUUUUUAUUUUCACAAUGUAAAUAUUGACCUUCAAAAUACAAUAAAUACAUAAUGGUUUUGUUUGUUAAAUCUACUUGUAGAUAAAACAAAGCUUCACUUCUUACAUAAAUUGUCUUAAGAUUUUAUGCAACCUCUUAAAGAAAUGGAGUUUUGUGGAUCCAAUGUUCUACUUACUGAAGUGUGUUCUGAAGCAGUCAAUAUCUUUGAAAUUAGCGCCAUAAAUCCUUUAAAGUUGAUAUCAUACCUGUUCUUGAAACAUUACUGCCUCAAGUAAAUUUACAUGCUCAUUCAUUUCAAAUACUCGUGUCAUAAUGACUGUCCAAGUAUUAGUAACAAUGGCAGGUGAUACUGUCCUGGACAUAGGACUAAACCUCCAGCAGUUAAAGGUACUCCUGAUGGUUAAAGUGAAUGGCAAUAAAAGUUUAGCAAGUAA
Homarus americanus (American lobster) is the source of this 3260-nucleotide messenger RNA. It is a transcript of the gene eEF5, whose product is annotated as eukaryotic translation initiation factor 5A-like. Lineage: Eukaryota; Metazoa; Arthropoda; Malacostraca; Decapoda; Nephropidae. Gene Ontology annotation, biological process: positive regulation of translational elongation; positive regulation of translational termination. The record is from RefSeq and is a predicted model, not a curated record. The coding region runs from base 160 to 633 and encodes 157 amino acids. Gene Ontology annotation, molecular function: RNA binding; translation elongation factor activity; ribosome binding. The transcript is spliced from 5 exons.